AUGAAAACAAUGAUCAAAAUUGCAUAAAACGUCAAUCCAAAAAUUCUGUGACUUCAUUCACAAAUCCAAAACAAUCUGAUUUAACUGUCGCCAAUAAAGACACUAAAGAAUAUAGAAGAAAGAAAUUACAAAAACUUUAUAAUUUUCUGGGUGAACGCGUCCCUAUUGAUAUUGUAUUGGGUGAAAAGGAUAAUGAUGAUGCUUCAUUACUUCCAGAACCAUUACCGGAUCCUCCUAAACGAAAGUCCAAAGGAAGACCAACUUCUUUAUCAUUUAGUUCGAAAAAGAAUACAUCAAGUUCAAAUAAUAACACUGAUGCUCAUGCAACAUUAACCCUUCCAAGGUUAUCCGCAAUAGAUAGAAAACGUCAUCUUCACAGAGCAAUCAAGUUGGAAAAAAUGUUUGGGGAAGCUCCUCCUCAAGAUCUAAUAGUUCAGAAGUUACGUUCUAGAAACUUUACUGAUUCAAUAUCAUCCAUUGACAUUCAUCGUAGAAGCAUAAUGUCUCUUGAAUAUUUAAUGGAAAAUGAUAUAAAUGCUAUGUAUGAUCUCAUUGAUUACAUGGCGGAUAGCGAUGGUGAAAAUUAUGAUGAGGACUGUGAGGAGGAAUAUAGUGCUCCUUUUUCAGCUCCUGCAACACCUAAUCCUGCCAAUUCAUUGAGAUUUAAUUUACCUCAAAUAGAUCCGAAACAAGUAAAAUUGAAAGGAAUCCGUAAAUUGUCUCACUUCUUUGGUGCAACUUAUGGACAAAUGUUUCCUGAUCAAGUUCUUG
Molecule: messenger RNA, 771 nt
Organism: Racocetra fulgida
Lineage: Eukaryota; Fungi; Glomeromycota; Glomeromycetes; Diversisporales; Gigasporaceae
Source: the annotation of a GenBank genome assembly